This is a messenger RNA of Diachasma alloeum, 1430 nucleotides long. RefSeq names its product ras-like GTP-binding protein RhoL. Gene Ontology annotation, molecular function: GTP binding; GTPase activity. NCBI's taxonomy places the organism in Eukaryota, Metazoa, Arthropoda, Insecta, Hymenoptera, Braconidae. The transcript is spliced from 5 exons. The record is from RefSeq and is a predicted model, not a curated record. Gene Ontology annotation, biological process: small GTPase-mediated signal transduction. The coding region runs from base 188 to 1039 and encodes 283 amino acids.
GAAUGCAACCCCGGAGAUUUGUGGAAAUCAAUUGCCCUCGAACAGACAGGCUCUACAAUGUUAUUUUUAUUAUACAAGACAUGCAACACCAAAACUGGUGGGUCGCAAAGCUGCUACGUGCGUUGGGCGAAAGUGUGCGUUGUUCUGAGAAUAUGCCGGAAUCCCAAUUGUGAAAGAGUGUAAUGCAAUGGGUAAAAUGGAAAAAUUAGUGCAUUCAUACAAAUAUAUUCUCAAGUACAGCAACACCCGGAAAGAAAAUUACACAACAGCGCAAGUGAAAGAAAUCGAUUUUACAUGUAUGUUGGAUGACUUAUUCGACAUAGCCCAUCAAACGAAAGCCGCAAGGACGUUAUUACGUCUGCAUCAUGAACGUGGGAUAAAUGGUCUUCUGGACACAAUUAUCGAUACAGGAACAUGGGGUUUCCAUAGUAUCAAAGUUGAAAUAGAAGAAGAAAUAGCCGAGGAAGUAGAGCAAAGAAAGAAAAUGGCAUCUCGGUUGAGACCGAUAAAAAUUACAGCAGUGGGCGAUGGUAUGGUAGGUAAGACCUGCCUCCUCAUCACAUAUGUUGACAAAAAAUUUCCCAUGGAGUACGUACCCACUGUGUUCGAUAAUUACUCAGAUAAUAUUACUGUGGAUGGACAGGAGUUCAAUAUGAUACUGUGGGACACAGCUGGGCAGGAGGAUUACGAGAGACUCCGACCACUUUCAUAUCCAAAUACGGAUUGCUUCCUAUUGUGCUUCUCAAUAAGUGCGAGAAGUUCCUUUGAAAACGUUGCUAGUAAAUGGUAUCCAGAAAUUAAAUUCCACUGUCCUAAUGUUCCAAUUGUUCUUGUGGGCACAAAAGGUGACCUAAGAAAUCAGACAGGAACCGAAGUAAUAACACCAAAAGAAUGUAAAAAAAUGAAAGAACGAAUUCGUGCGUCAAGAUAUGUUGAAUGUUCAGCGAUGAAUCAAGAGAACCUCCAACUAGUAUUUGCCGAAGCAAUCAGAGCAGUUUUGAAGAAGCCAGCCGGGAAAAAAUUAUGCUGCAUACUGUGAAAUUCUUCAAUGUUUGAAUACUGAGAAUGAGUUAUUAAAUUUUCAAUCGUAUUAUCAAAUUUAUGAAAAAAAAACUUUGAAUGUAUGAGCAACAUUACAUGAGUUUUUCUUCUGAGUACGAUGAGAAAAUGCCGUGAUCAAAGACUUUUUUCACGUACAGUUCGAUGUGCCUUAUCUGUACAGAAUAAACUACUCCUAGUGUAAAUACUUGGAAUAAUUCUCGAUGAAAUGUUCAUUAGAAUUUUCAUCAUAUAUAAUUGUCAGAUUGAGGCUGCCUGUCCCGAAAAAUUUUAAAAUAUUUUCAUUAUUCAACACAGUAAUAAUUUUAUGCUUUAGGAAGAAUAAUAUUUUAUACGUAAUGAAUAAAGAAUAGCGAACAUUGUACAUGAAA